AAUGGAGCUAAAUAUAUUGGAGGAUGAACUGCUGCUACCACUGCAGGAGGAAUGCUCCAAGGAUUACAUCUCUCAUCAUGCGAAGACUCCUGAAGUAACCAUGGAUGAGUUGAACCCUUUUCAGAAAUAUCAGCUGAACAAAAGAUUCCUGACUGCUCAAGGGCUUAUUGCUGAUGUGGUAGAUUAUCUUGACCAUGUGACCAACUUCACCGAUUCAAGAGAUACCCUAUUAUUUCUAUUGCUAGUUUCUUUUGUAUUGUAUACAAUUCAGUACUUCUUCAUCUAUUUCCCUCUUCUGGUGAUACUAAAGGUCAUGCACAAUAUGACUAAAAAGCAGGAGUGCAAGGACAGAGAACUUAACUUGAAAAGAAGUUACCUAAUAAUCCAAAGAGUAAUGAAAGACACUUGUGAACUCGUUGAUUUCUACGACCUCUUCAUGAGAGAUUACCUUCAUUGGGGAGAUCGAAGGAAGACCAUUUUAUUAAUCACAGAGAUGGCUAAGUUAUCCAUCACAGGUGUUUCAUUUAUUUAUGUUCCACUUAAUGUUCUAUUAAUUAUUGCACUUUGGAUCAAAGUUCUCCAGAGAUCACAUUUCUUUUUCUGUCUGUUUAAUGUAAUUAAAGAGUUCAACCGAAAUAUGGUUGAGAGGUUCCUAGGUACUAGGUUUAGAAACAUUCUGGACCCUCCAUUGGAGGGCCUCAUCGAAGAAUUCAGGAAAGAAGACAACGGGUUUGCAAAAGAUAAUUUUCUCCCUUUUGAGCUCAUCCCAAAGCCAAGUGACGAAGACACAAAUGGCUCUGAGACUGAUGGAGAUAGUACACCCUUUCUGAAGAAGUUGUUCAGAAGAAGUACUCGGAAGCCUAAAGAGAAUGUGUCAAUCAGGAAGUAUUCUCCUUCAGAUCAUUCAUUAUUCACGAUGAGGCAAAGCAGCCGGCAUGACUCCUCAGAAAUGACUUCUGAGACACCCAUAAAGAAUUUCAUCAAGAAGAUCUCGAAUAACUUGAACAGACUCACUGAUGAGAUUUUCAAAGACAAAAUUCCUGAAGAUUCCCUCAUUGAUGAUGUCAGGGAGAUUGCUAGUCAAGAAGAAAUAUCUAUUAUAGAAGAUUUUAAAAUUAACACCUCUAUCGUUGACCGUUUUGCUUCCCAGCAGAAGCAGCCUAGGAAGAGACUCAUGCAAGUAAAGCCCAAAACAUCACCAAUCUAUCGGGAAGUUGGUGAGGAGCUUGAAAUAGAUUCCUCCUUCGAAGUUGCACUCAAGGUGGAUGAGUCUAACUUCUCAUCAGUGAGCAAUACUAAUUCAAAUAAAAUAGAAUUAACCUGUUCCAAGCCUCUUCGAGGCUUGAGAAAAGGCCAGAAUAUUGGCCUAAAAGUUCCUAAAAAGUAGCUAAUUUACAUUUUCUC
Messenger RNA from Moneuplotes crassus, 1404 nucleotides. NCBI's taxonomy places the organism in Eukaryota, Ciliophora, Spirotrichea, Euplotida, Euplotidae. The record is from the annotation of a GenBank genome assembly.